Messenger RNA from Auxenochlorella protothecoides, 1884 nucleotides. Its product is annotated as Endonuclease MutS2. Bases 1 to 1884 code for a protein of 627 amino acids. The transcript is spliced from 9 exons. Gene Ontology annotation, molecular function: ATP-dependent DNA damage sensor activity; endonuclease activity; ATP hydrolysis activity. Gene Ontology annotation, biological process: negative regulation of DNA recombination; mismatch repair. The record is from RefSeq and is a predicted model, not a curated record. Lineage: Eukaryota; Viridiplantae; Chlorophyta; Trebouxiophyceae; Chlorellales; Chlorellaceae.
AUGCUGGGGUGGCAGGAGGUGUGCGUCCAGGUGGGACGCUUCUGUCGGACCCCCAUGGGCAUGGAGGCCGCCCAUGGCCCGCAUGGCCUGGCCUUGGGCUCUUCUAGGGAAGUCAGCGAGCGCCUGCUGCGGGAGACAGAGCAAGCACUGCACCUCACAACACCGCUGUCGGGCGUCUCAGACUACCUCGACGCUGUGGAGGGGGCCGGUGCGGGGCUGGUGCUGAGCGUCGACGCCCUUGGAGCCCUGCUCCAAACCCUGCAGCUGGCGGAGGCCGCACGCGACGGCCUGACUGCUCAGAAGGAUGCCCGCCCGGACCUGGCGGCCUACGGCCCGGCGCUCCGCCUGACGGAGCUCCUCCAUCCCCUGACGCUGGCCGUGAGGCCUGGCGUACCGGACCUGCUGGACAGCGCAUCGGCAGAGCUGGGCGCCGUCCGGGAGGCCGCGCGCCGGGCCGCUGCAGAGCUGGACCAUGCCGCCACGGCCUGGGCGCGACGGCUGCACGCGUCGGGCGUCGCCGAGCGCCCGCUGGUGGUGCAGCGCCGAGACCGGGCCUGCUGCCCCGUGCGCCGCGCGCGCAAGGGCGACCUGCCGCGCGGAUCGCUGACCCUGGCCCUCAGCGCCUCGGGCGCCACCGCCUACAUGGAGCCCGCCGAGCUGGUGCCGCUGAACAACGCCAUCGCCGCCCUGGCCGGGCGGGAGGAGGAGGAGGUGGCGGCGGUCCUGGCCUCGCUGUCUCGCCAGGUGGCGCGGCACGCCGGCGCCCUGCUGGCGGCGCGCGACGCGCUGUGCGCGCUGGACCUCGCCUCCGCGCGCGCCGCGCACGCCCGCUGGCUCGGGGCCCAGCGGCCGACAUUCGGGGCGGGCGUGGAGCUGGAGGGCAUGCGCCACCCGGCGCUGCUGGGGGUCAGCCUCGGGCAUGCGUCUGGCGGGGAGGAGGCCGGCGCAGAGGGCGCAAGGGCAUCCCCCACCCCCUCCCUCCCACCACCCCCGGUGCCCAUCGGGCUGCACAUCCCGCCUGCCAGCCGCGUGGCGGCCAUCACCGGCCCCAACACGGGCGGCAAGACCGCCGCGCUGAAGACACUGGGCCUGGCGUGCCUCAUGGCGCGCGCUGGCCUGUUCCUGCCCGCCGGCCCAGGACCCCGCCUCCCCUUCUUCGAGGCGGUGCUGGCCGACCUGGGGAGCGGGACCGAGCCCAGCGAGGGCGCCGCCAUCGCCACGGCGACGCUGACGUGGCUGGCCGGGCGGGCGGGGCUGACCCUCGUCACCACCCACCACACCGCCGUCAGGGCCCUGGCGACGUCGCGCGACGACUUCUGUUGUGCGGCGGUGGGCUUCGACGGAUCCACGCUGCACCCCACCUACAGCCUGACCUGGGGCUCGCUGCGCGGCCUGGCGGAGGAGGUGGGCGGCCUGCGCGAAGAAAGGGCGGCGGCGGAAAGGGCGCUGGAGGCGGCUCUGCGGGAGCGAGCCACAGCCGAGGCUGAGCUGCUGGCCUGCGAGCGGGAGGCCGCGAACGUCGAAGAAAGAAUGGCCCAGGAGGCUGCUGCGGAUGAGGCAGAACUGAAGGCUCGCAUCCGUACCAUGCUGCACGAGGCAAGGACGGGGUUCCUGGACGGCAAGGCUGCGCGGCGGGAGCUAACCCAGAUGCGUGGCCGGCUGCAGCCGGCACGGGAAAAGCAGCCCCCGGGGGCGCCCAACCCCCGGGCAGCGCCCGUGGUGCGCGUCGGGGACAUUGUGGCUGUCGCGCAGCUGAAGGGCGCAACGGGGAUGGUGGUCAAGGUUGCGGGGGACGUGCUGACGGUGAGGGCGGGGGCCCUGCGCGUGCAAGUCAGGGCUGCGGACGUGUGGCAGGCAGGCCAGGCAGCCGCCAAGAAGCGGUAG